CCCGUACAGCCACAACCCUGCCCACACUAGUCCGGCACACACGAGGCCACCACACGGGCCCAAGAGAUGAGUGCAGGCGUCAACGACCAUGCGGUCCUCAGCGGUGACAGCAUUGAGUGUGAGAGCGCACAACGUGUUGGCGUUGGAGCAAGCGGUCCGGCACAGCUCGGCCCACUACUCCCCUCCACUCCCGCCCUACCCUGCAUCCGAGAAGGCCAAACGGCUCUACCCUGCCUCCGAGAAGGCGAGCCCUUUCUCUUGGGCGAGGAAGCACUCGCACUAG
Ectocarpus sp. CCAP 1310/34 is the source of this 283-nucleotide messenger RNA. The record is from the annotation of a GenBank genome assembly. NCBI's taxonomy places the organism in Eukaryota, Phaeophyceae, Ectocarpales, Ectocarpaceae.